Anas platyrhynchos (mallard) is the source of this 7794-nucleotide messenger RNA. It is a transcript of the gene SKIL, whose product is annotated as SKI like proto-oncogene. Gene Ontology annotation, cellular component: nucleus; transcription regulator complex; cytoplasm. Lineage: Eukaryota; Metazoa; Chordata; Aves; Anseriformes; Anatidae. The record is from RefSeq and is a predicted model, not a curated record. Gene Ontology annotation, molecular function: DNA-binding transcription factor activity, RNA polymerase II-specific; SMAD binding; RNA polymerase II cis-regulatory region sequence-specific DNA binding. Gene Ontology annotation, biological process: negative regulation of BMP signaling pathway; negative regulation of transcription by RNA polymerase II; negative regulation of transforming growth factor beta receptor signaling pathway.
CGCGCGUCGCCGCCGCCGCCGCCGCCGUCUCCGCAGUGAGGUCACGGCGGGGGGGGAGAAGGGGAGCGAGGAGGGGGGCGGCGGCGCGUGCGCGGCGCCUGCUCCGCUCCCGGGCUGCCGGGGCCGCCGCGGCGCCGGGCCGUGUGUGGAGGGGAGGGGAGGGGACCCCCGGCACAGCCCCGAAGUUGGCAGCGCGGCGGAGCAGGCCCCGGGAGCCCCGGCUGAGGGCUGGGAGGCUUCUGGUACCUCAGCACCGAGAGGCUCCGGGUGUUCUCUGAAGGGAAAGCGGCCGAGGAUGGCCGCUCCCGCACCGCCUCCCUGCCUGCCGAAUCGCCCUUCCCGGCGAUUGUGUGAAGCGGCGGUGGGGUGCGAGGAAUAACCCGUAUCGCGGCGUGGUUUUAUGGAAGAGAAGCGAACAAAUAUUUAUAAAACUUAAUCGUCUAACCUCUCCAGUCUUAAUUUUGUAGUAUUACACGCGAAAUGGGUCACGGUUUUUUUCCCGUUGGAGGCUGAAGCGUUAACUUCGUACCGACAGGAAUGCAGAGCGUGGUGUGCUGGAGGUAACCGAGAUCGCUUCAGAUUGUCGUGGUUUUCGUAUUUUUUUAUACAAACCAGCAGGAAAAUGCACGCUCGAGACUUUAAUUAAUUAAAGGGUCUGGUGUGUAGCGAUGGAAAGCCCGCAGACAAACUUCCCGCUGGGUCUGGUUUCGGAGCAGAAGAGGACGGGGAUGCAGGAGGACGGGAGCCCCCCGUUCAAAAAAGCAAUGACAGAAAUGCACGUAAGCAGCCAAGUGCGAGUCGUAAUAAAUAAAUUGCCAACAAUAAAGAAGGAAAACUUGGACGAGUAUGAUGAAACUCCUAUGGAGGCUGAUGGGGAAAAUGCCAAGCCAAACAGUACUUCAAUCUCUGAGCCUUUGAAUUUAAAUCCAGGUCUGAAACACACAUUGGCACAGUUCCACUUGAGCAGCCAGAGCUCCCUGGGUGGACCAGCAGCUUUUUCAGCACGCUAUUCCCAGGAAAGUAUGUCUCCCACUGUCUUCUUGCCUCUUCCAUCGCCACAAAUCCUGUCUGGUCCACUGCUCAUUCCUCCAGACAGUUCCACCGAGCUCACUCAGACGCUGCUGGAGGGGGAAUCCAUCUCUUGUUUCAAAGUCGGAGGGGAAAAAAGACUUUGCCUGCCUCAAGUGUUGAAUUCGGUUCUCCGAGACUUUUCUUUGCAACAGAUUAAUACCGUGUGUGAUGAACUGUAUAUAUACUGCUCAAGGUGCACUUCUGACCAGCUUCAUAUUCUCAAGGUUUUGGGAAUUCUUCCGUUCAACGCUCCCUCCUGUGGGCUGAUUACACUGACUGAUGCUCAGAGACUAUGCAAUGCUUUACUACGCCCUCGCACUUUUCCCCAAAAUGGCAGUUUUCUCCCCGGUAAGAACACCUUGGCCCAACUGAAAGAGACUGGCAGUGCCUUUGAAGUAGAGCAUGAAUGCCUGGGCAAGUGCCAGGGUUUGUUUGCACCUCAGUUCUACCUUGCGCCGGACGACCCCUGCAUCCAGUGCCUGGAGUGCUACGGGAUGUUUUCACCCCAGACGUUUGUGAUGCAUUCGCAUAGAUCCCCCGACAAGAGGACCUGCCACUGGGGCUUUGAGUCAGCCAAGUGGCAUUGCUACCUUCACAUUAACCAAAAAUACUUAGGGACGUCAGAGGAGCGGGAGCUGAAGCAUCUCUUGGAGGAAAUGAAGGAGAAAUUUAGUGAGAAAAACCAGAAAAGAACUCGGUCCAAAGUGGAUUCACAGCAGAGCCUAGAGUUACCCCAGUGGUAUCCCGUUAUAAAGCAAGAAGCAGAAGCUGAACCUCAGCCACCUUCCUUUUUCCAUCCCAGUUACUACCUUUAUAUGUGUGAUAAAGUGGUUGCCCCAAAUGUAUCUCUUGCAUCACAAUACAAGGACGUUGCAAAAACAGCAGUCAAAACUUCAGAAGUAAUUAAAUCUUCACCUGGACAGUCAGAGAAAAAGCUCAGUAGUGGAAAGCACAAAAAAGUUGCCUCGUAUCCAGAGCUUUCUCUUGAAGAACAGGAAAAAAUUGACUUGAAAACUAGCAUGGAACAGCAUAAAUGUUUAGAUCCACCUGUGUCAACUCAUUCAGCAAGAGGUGGAAAAUCCGAGCGCAUUUCUACCAAAAGCACUAGAGACUCUAGACGCGUUGAAGUAGGUAACGUGAGAACCUUGUCCCCCACUCUCAUGAAAGACAUCAGUUGUGAAGAUGACAAGGGGAGGAUCAUGGAAGAAGUAAUGAAAACCUACAUCAAACAGCAGGAAAAACUAAAUACUAUUUUGCGGAGGAAGCAGCAGCUUCAAAUGGAAGUGGAAAUGUUAAGCAACUCUAAAGCUAUGAAGGAACUAACUGAAGAACAGCAGAAUUUGCAAAAAGAACUUGAAUCUUUGCAAACUGAGCAUGCUCAAAGAAUGGAAGAAUUUUAUUUUGAACAGAGGGACUUGGAGAAGAAACUGGACCAAGUGAUGAAGCAGAAGUGUACCUGUGACACCAAUUUAGAAAAAGACAAAGAAGCAGAAUAUGCUGCACAGCUAGCAGAAUUGAGACAGAGAUUGGAUCAUGCAGAGGCAGAUAGACAAGAGCUUCAAGACGAACUGAGGCAAGAACGAGAGGCAAGGGAAAAGUUAGAGAUGAUGAUAAAAGAAUUGAAGCUACAGAUCUUGAAAUCUUCAAAAAAUGGAAAAGGAAAAUAGAAAUUCAAAGAGGAAGCAUGACUGUGUCUUUCAAACAGGGUGUUUUGUUUUUUAACGAAUUGUAAGCUGUUUCUGUGUGAUAAGAGAAAGUAUUCUCUACAGAUUUCUAUUUGCCAGACAAGUCCAGAUGAAGAUAUACAUAUAUAUAAAUAAAUAGACACGUAUACAUUUUUAGAUUUUCCUAACUAAUGAAAAUCUGCAUUUAUUUGUACUGGUGUUUCUCAAACUAUUGAAAAAAAAAAAAAAGAAACUUAUGAUUCAGAGUGACCAGUUUCUGUUGAUUUCUAAUGCAGUCUUGAGGACCCUAUACCUUUUAACACUGUCUGUUAAAAUAUAGUUGGUGAUCUUUAUUUUAGUAUCAGUUGCACAUCCAGUUAUAAAAAAAAAAAAAAAAUUGAAAAUUCUGAUUUCUUCAAGGCCAAGAAUAGUUUGGGUUUCAGUGAGAAUUUUGUGUUUUCUAAUUGGAGAAAGUAAAGGCAGCUUUUCAUCCAAAAGGUAAUACUCAAAAUCACCAUGACAAUAGAUGACUAUCAGAAGUGAUUUGCCAGCAUGAGUUUUUCCCAUAAUUUUGUUACGUGAAAUCAAGCUGAUCUUUUCCAUAUGUGCUAUUUAACAAUUCAUUCUCUCUGAAGCAUUUUACAGUAAUCAUUUGGUUACUAUGCUAGAAGAAGAAAACAUUAGGCUUUUUUUUGUAAAUUAAAAAAAAAAAAAGCAUCAAAAAUGAAAUCUUCUAAAAUAUAAAAAUCACAUUUUUUUUUAUUGUCUUUUGUACUGCAGGUAAAGCAGACUGUUUAUGAAGGCUUGUAGUGACAGAAGAAAGGGCAAUGGUUUAAAACUGAGGGAAAGUAGAUUUAGAUAUAAGAGAAUUUUUUUAAUGAUGAGACACUGGAACACGUUGCCCAGAGAAGUUGUGGGUGCCCCAUCAUUAGAAGCAUUCAAAGCUAGGUUAAACAAAAAAAAAUGUAAAAAGGAAAUUAAAAAAUAAAUAAAUAGGAAAGAAGAUAAAAAAAAAAAAAAGUAUUGGUUUCUUUGGUACCCCAAGCCUCCAUGCUUUGAGCUUCUUGCUAACUAGUGGGUUUUUCUUUCAUCACAUAAAACAGGCCUUAACUGACAUAAUGAUAAUUGCUUAGAAAAAUCAAGUUCUAAGAUAUGGCACUUUGAAAAUCACUUUGAUAGUUUCUGCAUUUGAAUGGCAUGGUAACGUUGCCAUGAAUUAAGAAAUACAGCAUGUUCGUUGAGCUAUAACAUUUAAAAAUGUGUAAUUGUACAGAAUUUCUGUUUUAUGUAUAUAUAACAUUUACUUGAGUACUUCAGAAGUCUGAUGCCUGGUAGAUUCAAUGCAUGACUACAGAUUAAGAUGAAGUACUUCUUUGCACUUCUUUCCAAAAAGUUUGAUAUAGCUGACAGGUGUUAGCUGAUUAUGUCGAUGACUAGAGAUGUCUUAGCAGUUUUGUUAUUUCACUACAUAAUUUUAAACUGUGCUUUAGCUCCUGUUACGUUUUUUAAGGUACUUAGGUUUAUAACUCUCAUAAUAAUUCAGUUAGUACUGGUGAAACCACUAGUAAAAGCCUACUAGCAUCGAUUUUUAUUCUGAACUAGUAAAACUGAAAACUUCUAGUUCUUCCUUAUCUCUCUGUUAGUGGUAUAAUAGGAUUGAGUAUCAUAGAGAAAGAUAAAAUUGCACAAAUCUUUCAAUUGAAUGAAAAAUUAGGUAAUAAAUGUCAUGGAGUCAUAGAAUGAGUCUUUUAUAGCUGUAUAUAAUUUGGUCUAUGGGCUCUGUGUCAUAUUUACACUGAUAAUUAAGGCAGGUUAGGUGAAAAAAUAUGAAACACUUUGGCAAUGUUAAUCAGAAAAGAGGGCCCAGAUUACAUUUUUCCCUUCUUCCUCAACUCCAUCUCCAAAUUACGACUGAAAGAAAAAUAAAAGACUGUCUUUACAGCCUAGUGAUGGUUUGGAAGGAAAUGUACUGAUUAUAAAUUAUUCUGCUUGUGUGUUCACCACUUGCUUUAAGAUCACUUGUAUGUUUUAUUUUAAUAACCACCAAGAACAUGGCUGUAGGGGGAGUGGGCAAGGAUGUUGGUAAAAGUGUGAUUAUUGGGCGCUGCAGCUUGAAGUUUGGAUUAGCUGAAUUGAUAAAUAGGAAAACACCAUCAUGGGGAAUGACGAGGUUUCUUCUGGGUAUUAUCAGAGGAUCAAAAGAGGCUGUUUGGAGCUGCUUUUCAGUAUCAGUGUUUUGAACCAAACUUGUUCACUUGUCAGUGUAGAGAAGGCCACGCGUUAGGGCUGGAGUUUACGCAGUGUUUGUAGCUUAGCUGUCGAAUGUAUGGCAUCCUCACGGGGUUAUUAUACCAGAGUACUGUAUAUUCACUCUUCAUUCAGGUCUUGUCCGUGUUAUGUGACUUCCGCUCCCAUUUCCCAUUUUGCCACUGGUUGCAGUGGGAGACCAGUACAGCCGGGGGUCUGUGCCUCGGGCAGUGCUUCCACCGCGUGCUACCCAGGCUCGCUGGCUCCUGCUGUAGACCAAUAAAAUGCUGGUGGCCGUAGUUUGUACUAAUAUUUUCACUGCUGCAAAAACUUGAGCAGUUUAUAGCAGUUUUAGCAAUUCCAGCUGCAGGUAAGGUCUCCUAAUACUUCUAAAACAUCUGGCUGAAAAAGCUAAUUGAGCAUUUAUUAAAAUGACUUAAAAAGUAGCUUUGUAAAUAUUCCAUUUAGUUAAUCUGAAGUUAGGAUGCAUUUUAAAUUGUUGUAAUCCUCUUAAAAUUCUUAAAUACUACUUUCAGGUUCUUUAACAUAACAUAAAUAAUUUUCAUACGUGUAGACUUAAUUUUAUACUGAUUUUAAGUAAUAAUGUAUACAUAAAUGUGCCAUAGAUUUUGUGUGUUCGGUCUUUGAAAGAUAGUUUUUUAGUAAAUUGUAAAUAAUAUGAUGCAAGUUCCAGAACAAAUACAUGUUGACCCUUUUUCACUACCUUAUGCUAGUUAAUAUUGAGUGGUUUAUUUUACAACUCAAUACAGGAACUUGGAUUGAACGCUUAAGGGCCUUCACUUAAGUGCACACCUAAUGGUAGAAACGAAUUCUGUCACUAGGUACCUGCUUUUAGCCAUGGCAUGCUCGUUUUAUGUGUUAUUGUUUGUUCUGCCUUCAGGUUUUGGUUGCUGACCAUUUAGGCAGGAAGCUGUUUUCUCAGAUAGUUGUGACAUUAAGUCUUUAGGAAGAAAAUCCUGGAAUUGUUCGCAAUUUUAAAUCUUCGUUAUUAAACACCUAGACUGAAAUCAAAGUUGCGUAGUGCACCUUUUAGAACAAAGUAGGAUUCAGGCAGAAAUAACUAAAUUGCUCCUACGCUUUUUGACAAGAACUUUCACAAGCUUUGUGUGCUCUGAUGAGCAAGAGAAUAUAAGAAUCGAGAGAAAUUUUGCCGGUCUGAAAGUACCCUCAUUCAUGGUGUAGCCAUGUGUCCUUAGACGAAAGAGAUUUUAUCUAAAAUCUCCAAACUUGAGUCCGUCUGUGUUUUAAUUUUUGUAAAGCAUAUAUUUUAGCUUGAGAACUUAGGUGAAUGUAGUUACAUUUCACAUCCUCCAACUAAUUUUAUUCUAUAUUUAAUAUAUUAAUAGCCUAGGUGUAAAACCAUUUGUAUAUAGUAAAGGCAUAAUGCAAUUAGUGAAGUAGGAAAAGUGGAGUGGGAGCAUAAAGCUACCAGUGGCCUGAAAAAAUACGGCUUGGUCCAUAUUUUAGAAGUCACAACUGUUUAUUCAUACAUUCUUGAUUUAUACUGGGGGUUGGAUAGCUAUAAUGUGUUAAGAAAUUUUUGGAAAACUUUCCUAGCAUUAGUUGUGAAGUUGGCCUUGAAGUGCUGUCAUGGUCAGCUUCCUAGAAUUCACUUGUUUGUAGAGUAUAUAUUUUGACUGUCAGCAAAGAUAACAACUUUGUAUUUUUUCUGCACUUAAUUCAUGUAAUUGAUCCACACAACAGAGUUUUCUAUAACAUGGUGAAGUCAACAAACGACAUAACGACACCUACCUGUUAAUCUGUGCUUGAACUAUACCAGUAGUUUUAUUGAAGCUGUCAGCAGCAAGCAGCAAGAAGCUGCAAAUUUUGAUCUUUUUGCUCAUUUGUAGUGAGAGAAGUGUUCAUCAGUGUUUUCAUUACAGAAAGCUUGUAGAAUUUUCUAUUUGUUGCACAUCUAUUUCAAAAAGAUCCUUUUUUUUUUUUAGCUUUUGUGAAAGCAGACAUUGCUUACCAAUCGCAUGACAAGUUCACUGUGUGUCUCUAUUAUUUAGAUUUUUGCCAUUACUUAAUUUUUUUUUUUUUCCCAGAGUUAGUGGUUCAGUUGGGAAAUGCUUGAAAAAUGAGUUUUAAGCACUUCAUCAAGCACAGCAAAUGGUUAAAAUUUUGUAUUUGGAAAAUUGAUUAUAUGUAACAAUACCAAUCGAUUUUUUUUGUCUUCGAAUAUAGAUACCUCACUUAAAGGAAAGCACAGUUAUACUGUAUUUAAAAUAAUUCUAGGAAAUAAUAAAAAGUUGGUCUAAAAUAUUUUGUUGCAGUUACGUUGCUUUCUGUGAUGGACAAAAUCUGUUUUUGUGUUUUCCUACUUGCUCUCAGAAGUAUUUAUUGAUGUUGACAUGCCAAUACGAUUAUCUGAAAUUCCAGAAAGUAGUUGCAGAACACCAGUCUGUUUAGCUCAAGGCGACAGGGUGGAUGACUAUUCCGAAACCGUAGUAAAAGCCUGUGAAAACGAUCAGUGCAUUCAAGGAUUUUUAAUACUUUGCCAAUGAUGUACAGUCUUACUGCUAGCGUUGCUGUGGUUGCAUUACAUGACACACAAAACUGUCCUCUACCUCACGUGAGAUUAACAGAUAUUUUAUAUGGUUUUAGUAAACAAGAGGCUUCUAUCUGGUCACUUAGUUUACAAAUUUUGAAUUAUAUUUAUUGAAACAUGACAUACUGUGCUCUUAGCUUAUACCUCAAUUGUAUUUUGUGCUGUUAUCCAUUUUCAUGCCAUGUAAAUACAUGUACAGAUUGUGGACUCAAAAACAAAUAAAAAACUGUAAUGUCACAA